Tigriopus californicus is the source of this 1372-nucleotide messenger RNA. RefSeq names its product phosphatidate phosphatase LPIN3-like. The record is from RefSeq and is a predicted model, not a curated record. Bases 337 to 1326 code for a protein of 329 amino acids. NCBI's taxonomy places the organism in Eukaryota, Metazoa, Arthropoda, Copepoda, Harpacticoida, Harpacticidae. Gene Ontology annotation, molecular function: phosphatidate phosphatase activity. The transcript is spliced from 3 exons.
GCGAAGUCGACUAUUAUGUUCCAUUGAAUUUACAGCACUGAAGACCAAAGUUGAUUUUGUGAACGGGCUACCAAAGCUAACAAUCGUUUCAACACGCUGGUGAAGUUCCCACGUAUUUCCAGAAUAUAAUCUCACUUCCCCGGAUAGCAGAGGUCACGCUAAGUUCUAGUUUUGGCUAGAAGGAAUACAACCACAACUUCGACAAAAAAACAGUGUUAGUUAGUGCGGGGCGUGAACUUGACAACGACGGUUGGCACUUUGCCCAAGGGAUAAGGAUAAGACAACCGAGACACGAGAAAACGAGAUCGAGUCGGUUCGGUUUCAAGUUCAGCUAAAAUGGAGUGGCUUUCGUUUUUGUUGUUGAUCCAGUUCACCAUAUCGGUUACUAACUCAAAAAAAUGUGAUUUAGCCGAAGAAUUCACGACCGAGUCUUUGGCCAAUGGCGCCAAUGAUGUCAUCGUGGUUCAGCAAUCGGACGGAUCGUACAAAUCGACUCCAUUCAGUGUCCAAAUCGGCAAAUUUGCCACCUGGCAAACGUUUUUCAAAUCCCGUCAAGGUCGCUUGGUCGAUAUCGAAAUCAACGGCGUUCAAGCUCCCGUUAAAAUGGCCAUCUUAGAUUCCGGUGCAGCUUGUUUCACGAGGCAAAACAAUCAAUUCGAUUUCUCCAGCGAAGAGUUUCUCACUUUCAAUCUGCGACCCGGUCGUAACAUGGGAAUGUACCGGGCCCCUUCACUGGGGGUUGAAAUUCCUUUUGACGUCUAUCUGUACUCUCAAACUGACCAGUUUGUGGUCACGGACGUUGACGGUACCAUAACUUCCAGUAACACUAAAGGCCACGUGCUCCCAAGGAUAGGUUUUAAUGCGGAUCACGACAGCGUCGUGGAGCUAUUGGAUAAAGUGGACAAAACCAACCGGCACGUUAUCUACCUCACUGCCAGACCCAUGGCCAUGGACACGGACACCCGUGAAUAUCUUUUUGAGACGCUUCAGUAUUCCGAGGGUCAAUACUCCCUGCCUUACGGGCCACUUUUUCUGAAUCCUAAGCCAACUUCAGAGGCCUUGGUGGAGGCGGUCACGGGGCCGCAAGUGCAGAAAAUUCUUACAUUGCGAUACAUUAUCAGCCUCUUCGAAAGUGGUCCUUCGGUUGUAAACGGCGCCUAUGGUAAUACCCCUAAUGACCGGGAGGCCUACAUAGUCACGGGUAUUGACCCGGGCAAAGUUUUCACCGUUAAUGAGGCGGGCACCCUAACGCGAGCUUCGGACGGUGCGGAGACUUCGUACCAAGGCCAAUCUGAUAUCAUAACUGAGUUAUACCCCAGUGUAUGAAUGGCAGAAUUGGGGCCAGCGUCUCGUGAAUAAAACCUCAAACGUA